Molecule: messenger RNA, 1287 nt
Organism: Tripterygium wilfordii
Lineage: Eukaryota; Viridiplantae; Streptophyta; Magnoliopsida; Celastrales; Celastraceae
Product: serine acetyltransferase 5-like
Exons: 2
Coding region: 145-1029 (294 amino acids)
Cellular component (GO): cytoplasm; cytosol
Molecular function (GO): L-serine O-acetyltransferase activity
Source: RefSeq, a predicted model, not a curated record
UUACCGAUGAAGCUUUUGAAACUCCGGAUGGAUGAGCUCUCCAGUACACCACAAACCACCGUUUCUUGAUCGAUCGCUCGAUCGCCGCGGCUCUCAAUAAAAGUGUAAAAGAUCGAUAUCAUAUCCCAUUUGAUACUGUAGGAAAUGCCUGCCGGUGAGCUUCUAUAUCCGUCGCAGCAACAUCCUCCGCCGGCGGAUUUGUCGGUGGAAGAGGAUGAGGCUAUCCUGUGGAACCAAAUCAAGGGGGAGGCAAAGCGCGACGCGGAGGCAGAGCCGGCUCUCGCCAGCUACCUAUACUCGACUAUCCUUUCGCACUCCUCGCUGGAGAGGUCCCUCUCGUUCCAUCUGGGAAAUAAGCUCUGCUCUUCCACUUUGCUUUCAACUCUUCUUUAUGAUCUUUUUCUCAAUACCUUCGCCUCAGAUCCCUGCCUUUGCGCCGCCGCCGUUGCUGAUCUCCGUGCCGCUCGUACGCGUGACCCAGCCUGUGUGUCCUUCUCUCACUGCCUUCUCAAUUACAAGGGUUUCUUGGCCUGCCAGGCUCACCGAGUUGCUCACAAGUUGUGGACUCAGUCCCGUAGGCCAUUGGCGCUGGCAUUACAUUCUCGUGUCUCAGAUGUUUUUGCUGUUGAUAUACACCCAGCAGCUAAAAUCGGGAAGGGGAUCCUGUUCGAUCAUGCAACUGGAGUGGUGAUAGGUGAGACAGCAGUGAUUGGGAACAAUGUGUCAAUAUUACAUCAUGUUACACUUGGUGGGACAGGAAAGGCAAGUGGGGAUCGGCACCCGAAGAUUGGAGAUGGAGUUCUGAUUGGGGCUGGUGCAACCAUAUUGGGGAAUGUCAAAAUCGGGGAUGGAGCGAAAAUUGGGGCUGGUUCAGUGGUUUUGAUUGACGUGCCACCACGGACCACAGCAGUGGGUAACCCAGCAAGGCUGGUUGGAGGGAAGGAAAAGCCAGCGGAACAUGAGGAGUGCCCUGGGGAGUCUAUGGAUCAUACAUCAUUCAUAUCUGAGUGGUCAGAUUAUAUUAUUUGAUGAAUUGGGGCCUCAAUUUUGUUAUUUUAACGGCGGGUUGUAAGUUACAUACAAUAGCAUUGUUAUCCUAAUGGCCAUAUCACAUACUAGCACCCUGACCGUGGUGUUUUAAGGUUUGUGGUUGUAUUCCUUCUUUUUGCUUGUAUGUAGGCUUUGAUUGAUCAAAGCCAGUGACAAUAUAUGAUGUUUAGGGUAGGAUUGAAAGGUCAUCAUACUUUCUUCUUUGAAUUAGCAAUGAAUUAAUAUCUUCAAAAUCAA